This is a messenger RNA of Daucus carota subsp. sativus, 3141 nucleotides long. Its product is annotated as ABC transporter A family member 7. Gene Ontology annotation, biological process: transmembrane transport; lipid transport. The coding region runs from base 170 to 3007 and encodes 945 amino acids. Gene Ontology annotation, cellular component: membrane; intracellular membrane-bounded organelle. The transcript is spliced from 19 exons. The record is from RefSeq and is a predicted model, not a curated record. Gene Ontology annotation, molecular function: ATP binding; ABC-type transporter activity; ATP hydrolysis activity. Lineage: Eukaryota; Viridiplantae; Streptophyta; Magnoliopsida; Apiales; Apiaceae.
AAACUGAAACGGUUGCGUGUAGUAAUUAAAAAAGAAAACAGGUGGGGGCCCAUUGGAAGAUCCAGGUUAAUAAAAUACUCCCAUACUAGUCGUAGGACUACGCGUGAACCAGCAGAAGAUCAAAAUUCCUGUUGUUGAAUUAGCAAGAUACAUUUUCAAGUGAUAAUCAAUGGCGGUAGGAGCUUCUGGCUACUGGACUCAGGCCAAUGCUUUGCUCCGGAAGAAUUUAACGUUCCAGGCACGGAACAUGGGGACGAAUGUUAGACUCAUUUUCUUUCCUUUUGUUCUCUGCUUGCUACUUGUUCUGCUCCAAAGUGUAAUUAACAGUGAACUGGACAAAGCCUCGAACAAAUGUGGCUGCACUUGUAUUGAUACUGAUGGGGAUGGACAGUGCGAAGAAGUAUGUGGGCUUCAAUAUUCGUCUAUAGAUCAAAGUUUUACUUGCCCCAUUCCUAGCCCACCAGAAUGGCCUCCUUUGUUACAUGUGCCAGCUCCCGAGUAUCGUGCAGUGAGAACUGAUUUUUCACAUGGAGACCUGCCUAGUGAGUCGUGCAAAGUUACUGGAGCCUGUCCUGCCACUAUCCUUAUUACUGGAAAGAACUCAUCUCUUGGACAAGGUGUGGGUAAAAAUAUGUUCCAGAAUACACUUAAUCAGAAUGCAGGCAACAUUGAUAGUUUAGCCAAUAUUGUGUUGGGGUCAGAGUCAGAGACUGAACUCACCAAUUUUCUUGAACCGGCUUUUUUCUCAAAUUUGCCGGUGUAUUAUCUUCUGUCUAAGUGCACUACUAACUCCACGUUUCCAUUACCUUUACCUGGAGCGACAUCAAUUGGAGUUCAACAAGAUGCUAGCUGUGUUCAAGGUUUACAAUUUUGGCGCAAUAGUUCUUCCGAUAUUAAUGACGAGCUAUACAAGGGUUACAGAAAAGGAAAUUCUGAGAGGAAAAUUAAUGAGAUAUUAGCAGGGUAUGAUCUCUUGAACUCAGAUGAAGGUAAUUUCAAUGCAAGUAUAUGGUAUAACUCCACCAAAAAGAAUGACUCUGGCAAUGGUCCUAUUGCACUAAUGAGGGUCCCCCGCUCAGUAAAUUUGGUGUCAAGUGCAUACCUCCAGUUUUUGCUGGGGCCAGCAACAAAUAUGCUAUUUGAUUUUGUCAAAGAAAUGCCCAAGCCCGAAACUUCACUUAGAUUGGAUUUCUCUUCUCUGCUCGGACCCCUCUUUUUUACAUGGGUUAUUCUACAACUAUUUCCUGUGGUUUUAUCAUCACUGGUUUAUGAGAAAGAACAGAAUUUGAGAAUUAUGAUGAAGAUGCAUGGGCUUGGUGAUGGUCCAUAUUGGAUGAUUACUUAUGCUUACUUUCUUGUCAUUUCUUCAGUCUAUAUGUUUGCUUUUGUUCUAUUUGGCUCACUUGUAGGAUUGAAGUUCUUCACCCUUAACGACUACAGCAUUCAGUUUGUCUUUUAUAUGAUCUAUGUAAACUUGCAAAUUUCACUGGCUUUUCUAGUAGCAGCAUUAUUUUCCAAUCUGAAGACUGCUACAGUUAUCGGGUACAUCAUGGUCUUUGGUACUGGACUCUUGGGAGGCUUUCUUUUCCAGUCCUUUGUAGAAGAUAAAUCAUUCCCAAGAGGAUGGAUUAUAGUGAUGGAGAUAUAUCCUGGCUUUUCCUUAUAUCGUGGUUUGUAUGAGUUCUCACAGUAUGCAUUCAACGGAUCUUAUUUGGGGAUAGAUGGCAUGCAAUGGAAAGAUUUGAGUGAUGGUGCUAAUGGGAUGAAGGAAAUUUUAAUAAUUAUGUUUGUAGAAUGGUUGGUGGUCCUUUGUGUUGCAUAUUAUAUAGAUCAAGUUGUCGCAUCAGGAAGUGGUGUAGGAAAAGGUCCUUUAUAUUUCUUUCAGAAACUACAAAAGAAACUUUCAACUUCAUCUAGGAAAUUUAGUCUGCAAAGACAGAGAUCUCAAGUUGCGGUCCAGACAGAGAAGCAAGAUGUUGUCCAAGAGAAAGCGAGGGUUCAACAGCUACUACUCGAACAAAGUACAAGCCAUUCCAUUGUCUGUGAUGACCUCCAGAAAGUUUAUCCAGGAAGAGACGGAAACCCUGAGAAAUUUGCAGUGAGGGGUUUGUCACUUGCAUUGCCGCAAGGGGAAUGCUUUGGCAUGCUUGGCCCUAACGGUGCUGGAAAAACCUCUUUCAUUAAUAUGAUGAUUGGGCUCAUAAAUCCAACCUCUGGCACAGCAUACAUUGAUGGCCUCGAUAUUCGAACCAAUAUGGAUGAAAUCUAUUCCAACAUGGGAGUGUGCCCUCAACACGACCUGCUUUGGAAUACCCUAACAGGACGUGAGCACCUACUCUUUUACGGAAGGCUUAAGAACCUUAAAGGGUCUGCCCUAUCACAGGCUGUAGAAGAAUCUCUUAAAAGUGUUAACCUUUUUAACGGAGGAGUUGCUGACAAGCAGGCAGGGAAGUACAGUGGAGGAAUGAAGAGGAGGCUUAGUGUUGCCAUUUCGCUGAUUGGGGAUCCCAAAGUUGUUUAUAUGGAUGAACCAAGCACUGGAUUAGAUCCAGCUUCGAGAAAUAAUUUAUGGAACGUAGUCAAGCGUGCAAAGCAAAACCGGGCUAUCAUUCUCACCACACAUUCAAUGGAGGAGGCGGAGCAUCUUUGUGACAGAUUAGGAAUUUUUGUCGAUGGAAGCUUGCAGUGUAUAGGAAAUCCCAAGGAGUUAAAGGCUAGAUAUGGAGGCUCGUAUGUCUUCACAAUGACAACAUCCUCAAAUCACGAGGUGGAAGUCGAGAACUUGGUGAAGCACCUCUCCCCUAGUGCUAACAGGAUAUACCAUAUAUCUGGUACACAGAAGUUUGAGAUACCAAAACAAGACGUACGAAUUGCAGAUGUCUUUCAAGCGGUGGAGAAGGCAAAGAGCAAGUUCACGGUUCAUGCUUGGGGUUUGGCAGACACAACUCUGGAGGAUGUGUUUAUCAAGGUCGCUAGGGGUGCACAAGCGUUUAAUGUUCUAUCAUGAUAGUCUGAUGAUCAUGUUGAACUCAUCUUAAACAUUCAUUCUGUUCCUUGGUACAUAUGUACAAAUACAUACCUCAGGUAAUAUAUUCAGGAGAAUGAGCAUAAAUGGUACUUUUAGAAUAUUUCUUGCUAGAA